AUGGACACUAGUCGGAAUACAGUUGCAGCCAUAUUAGAAGAAGUCAGAGAUGAUGUGCAUAGUUCAACAAGUCCUUUAUCGCAACCAGUCCGUCCAACCAGCACUAAUGAUGCUAAUAAAAUUGUCAUUUAUGUUCAAGACAAAAAUCGUUUUGUGAAGACUGAACAUGCUGAUUUCUUUAAUCAUGUAAAUGAUCAUCCACCUUCAGAGAACUACAAUAAUUUACGUCCAAUAGCAGCAAGAGUUCAAAGGGUAUUUGCAUCUUUAGGCACUGUUAGUCAAGGACUACUAGCAGGAGUAGCUUUAGCACAAUUAUUCUUGGGUGAAGCAUCCCAACGAUCACCAUUAAUAUUGAUGUCAUUUUUCUUAUUGUCGACUAUAUGUAUGUGCACAGUUCUGGAUAUUUUUGACUUGUACAGAUGUGAGAGCUUCAAACCAAAAUAUAUUUUAGUAUUAUUCUUAAGUGUAUUAACAGCUUUAGCUGCAUUUGCAUGUACUACAUAUGAUACAGCUAUUAUGUCUGGUAGCAAAGUAGAAGCCAAAGUUUCGGAGACUUGGCGAGCAUUAAAUUGCUGUCGAUGUUAUGGUGCUGUUCUUGGAUGGAUUAUUAUUAUUAUUAUGAAACCUAAAGAUCAAUUAGCAGAAUAUUUAAAUAUUGAUUAG
Messenger RNA from Macrosiphum euphorbiae (potato aphid), 663 nucleotides. The record is from the annotation of a GenBank genome assembly. NCBI's taxonomy places the organism in Eukaryota, Metazoa, Arthropoda, Insecta, Hemiptera, Aphididae.